Panicum virgatum (switchgrass) is the source of this 1359-nucleotide messenger RNA. RefSeq names its product E3 ubiquitin-protein ligase WAV3-like. NCBI's taxonomy places the organism in Eukaryota, Viridiplantae, Streptophyta, Magnoliopsida, Poales, Poaceae. The transcript has 4 exons. The record is from RefSeq and is a predicted model, not a curated record. Bases 94 to 1359 code for a protein of 421 amino acids.
GGCGGCAGAGGUGGGAACGGGGUGCUUAUCCUCAGCACGCACCUCGAGUACCCGGCGAUAACAAACGGCGCGGCGCACAACGGUUUCGCGGUGAUGGUGCGCGUCAAGGCGCCGGCGCUGGUGCCAGCGGCGGCCGGACGCGCGCCGGUGGACCUGGUCGCGGUGCUCGACGUGAGAGGGAGCAUGGCGGGCGCCAAGCUGGAGCUCGUGAAGCGCGGCAUGGGGUUCGUCAUCGACAGCCUCGGCCCCCGCGACCGCCUCAGUGUCGUCGUCUUCUCCGACGCCGGCGCGCGGCGGGUCGUCCGGCUGACGUGCAUGUCGGAGGACGGGAAGGCCACGGCCAGGCACGCCGCGGAGUCCCUCGUCGCGGCGGCCGGCUCCGGCCCGGCCGACCUACGUGGCGGCCUCGACGAGGCAGCAAAGGUGUUCGACGGCAGGCGACACAAGAACGAUAACGUGCAAGUGCACACGUUAGUGUUCGGCGCCGACCACGACGCGGCGGCAAUGCACGGCGUCGCGGAGGCCACGGGCGGUACCUUCUCCUUCGUCGAGAGCCGCACGGGCAUCCUGGACGCGCUCGCGCAAUGCGUGGGCGGGCUCCUCUCCCUCGCCGCGGAGGGCGUUUGGAUCGAGGCCUAUUGCGGCUGGCCCGACGCGAGCCUCAGUCUCAGGGCGGUCAAGUCCGGACGCUACGAGAGCCGCGUCGCCCACCCCGGCGCCCCCGACGCCAAGGCCUAUGUCGAACUCGGCGACCUCUACGCGGGAGAGGAGCGGCGCUUCCUGAUGCUCUUCGACGUCGAGAGCGAAGAUGGCCCCGGCUGCGACUCCACUUACCUCAUGAAGCUCAGCUGCAGGUAUUGUGACACGGCGACCGACCAGCUGGUGGAGGUACACAGCCAGGAGGUGGAGGUCAAGAGGCCCCUGGACGCAGCGGACGUGGCGCCGUCCGUGGAGGUGAAGCGGGAGCUGCUUCGCGUCGAGGCGGCGGAGGACAUGGCCCGGGCGCGGGAAGCGGCCGAGCGCGGCGCCCACGCCGAGGCCGCGCGGAUCCUCGGCGCCCGCCGGGAGUCGCUACUAAGCAGGUCCGCGUCGCCGACGUCCGGCGACGUCAUGUGCGAGGCGCUGGCGGCCGGGCUGCGCGAGCUGAGCCUGCGCGUGUCGGACACUCGGACGAGCAGGAGUACCGGAGCACGGGCCGCGCGAGCCUGCUCGCCGGCAGAAUCGUUGACGUCCUUUCUGAGUCUCCCGUACGGGAGUCACUUAGUUUUCCGGCGGCCAUGGAGGGCCAUGGCUAGCAUCCCCAGUCUCCCGUACGCGAGUCCAGCGUCCGUGGCUCACCUGAUCAGAGCGACAGGGUAA